Diabrotica balteata is the source of this 1145-nucleotide messenger RNA. The record is from the annotation of a GenBank genome assembly. Lineage: Eukaryota; Metazoa; Arthropoda; Insecta; Coleoptera; Chrysomelidae.
AUUUUUGUAGUAGACUACAAAUAAUUUUAUUGUUUGUUUACAGUUUAUUUUAGUUUAAUAGAUGUAAACUUGUAAGUAAUUUAAUAAAUAUGAACGUUUUAGAACUUUACAGUGGUAUAGGUGGUAUGCACUUAGCUUUGAAAGAUAGUGGUGUUAAAGGAAAUAUUGUGGCAUCUAUUGAAAUAAACAAUAUAGCUAACGAAAUUUAUAAAUUAAAUUUCCCAGAAACAUACUUGUGGAAUGCAAAUAUUGAAGGAAUAACAGUAGAAGAUAUAAAGAAAUUAAAUGUAGAUACAAUAUUGAUGUCACCUCCAUGUCAGCCUUUUACCAGAAAUGGUUUACAAAACGACAUAAAAGAUCCAAGAACAGCGUCAUUUAUUCACCUAUUAAACAUAUUUCCUGAGUUAAAUAUAAAAUAUUUACUCGUAGAAAAUGUUAAGGGGUUUGAAAACUCAGAGAUGAGGGAUAUGCUGGUAAAAGUUUUAUCAGAAAAUGAUUAUAACUAUCAGGAGUUUAUAGUAAGCCCCCAUCAAAUAGGAGUUCCAAAUUCGAGAAACAGAUAUUAUUGCUUAGCUAGAAAAUAUGCAAGAUUUUCAUUUGAAGUUGGGCAUUUGUUGGAUUCAUUUCCUGAUCAUUGUGAAAGACAGGAAUGUUUUAGCAUAGAACACAUUUUGGAAGAAAAUGUUGAUCCAAAAUACUAUCUUUCAGAUAGUAUACUAAUAAAAUAUUCAAAUAUAAUUGACAUCUGCUACAAACAUUCUAAAAGAUCUUGUUGUUUCACAAAAGCUUACAGCAGGUUUAUAGAAGGCACAGGAAGUGUGUUCACAGAUAAGCCAGAGAAAGAAGUGGUGGAAGUGUUUAACAAAAUAAAAACAACUGAAUUAAGCAACAAUUCAAAACUAAAUUUGUUAAAAUCAUUGGGUUUAAGGUUUUUUACUCCUCGUGAAAUAUGCAGGUUGAUGUGUUUUCCAGAUGAGUUUUAUUUUCCACCCACAAUUGGUGAUAGGAAAAAGUAUAUGGUUUUAGGUAAUAGCAUCAAUGUUAGGGUUGUUUCAAAAUUAAUACAAUUACUAACAAAUUAAGUAUUGUUAUUGACUGUUUUACGUUUUAUUAAGUACAAACUUUUAUACAAAUGUUGAAGCUAA